Molecule: messenger RNA, 2094 nt
Organism: Arvicola amphibius (Eurasian water vole)
Lineage: Eukaryota; Metazoa; Chordata; Mammalia; Rodentia; Cricetidae
Gene: Usp51
Product: ubiquitin specific peptidase 51
Exons: 1
Coding region: 1-2094 (697 amino acids)
Biological process (GO): protein deubiquitination
Molecular function (GO): cysteine-type deubiquitinase activity; zinc ion binding
Source: RefSeq, a predicted model, not a curated record
AUGGCCCACGUUCGAGAGGCGUCCCGGUCCUCCCGCUCCGUCGCCAGUUGGAGUUCGGGAGCAGGUCGAGGAGCCUGUUUGGAGCAGGAGGCAGAGAAAGCAGCGAGAAUGGAGCAGACGAUGCGGGGUACACAGGGAGCCCAGGAGAUGAAGCCGGAGCCGUGGCCGGAGCCCCAGCCCUUGUCGGAGAACUUAACAAGGAGGGGCAGUGGCAGCGAGGAGAAGGUGCUCCCUUCCAGCCAGGCUGCUUGUCACACCAGCUCGGUUUGCCCGCGCCGCAAGCCCCGCCCUCAGCCCCAGCCCAGGUCCCGCUCCCGGGGAGGGCGUGGGCUCAAGGCCCCACCCCCGCCUCCCGCCAAACCUCCGCCUCCCCCGCCUGCGCCGCCACCUCCACCCCCGCCCCCGACGCGGUCGGUGGCCUGGCGCAAAUCCAGGCGUAGAUCCAGGCCCAGACCUAGACCCCAAACACGCAAAACCUGCUCUAAUGGCCAAGGCUGUUCUGGGGAUCCAGAGGGCUCAGAGAACAGGUUGCUGGAGGUGGGGUCUGAUAAGGGUCCCACAGGCUGCCCACAUAUAGAAAGCUUAAAAGUAGCUAAAAACUGGCGGAAGAACCUGCGAAUGAUCUAUCAGCGUUUCAUUUGGAGCGGGACACCGGAGACUAGAAAACGUAAGGCAAAGUCCUGCAUAUGUCGUGUGUGUAAUACCCAUAAGAACAGACUUCACUCCUGUCUCUCUUGUGUGUAUUUUGGAUGCUUUACUGAGAAGCAUAUCCAUAUCCACGCAGAGACAAAGCAACACAAUUUAGCAGUCGACCUCUAUCAUGGCUUUAUAUAUUGCUUUAUGUGUAAGGAUUAUGUAUAUGACAGUGAUAUAGAGCAGAUUGCCAAAGAAACAAAGGAGAAAAUUCUGGGACUGAUAAGUUCCACCGCGAUAGAUGUUUCCGCUCAACAGUGUACCUUGGAAGCUGAAGAAAAUCAAUCAACCUGUGAGUCGAAAGAACAGGAGACCACACUGGUAAAACCCAAGAAAAAGAGGAGGAAAAAGACAGAGUAUUAUAUCGUAGGCCUCAGAGGGUUAAUUAAUCUUGGGAACACUUGCUUUAUGAAUUGUAUUGUCCAGGCGCUUACCCACACUCCACUACUGAAAGAUUUCUUCCUUUCUGACAAGCACAAGUGUACAAUGACAAGCCCCAGCUUAUGCUUGGUCUGUGAAAUGUGUUCGCUUUUUCAAGCGAUGUACUCGGGGAGCCAAAGUCCUCAUAUUCCGUAUAAAUUGCUGCACCUGAUUUGGAUUCAUGCUGAACAUCUAGCUGGGUACAGACAGCAGGAUGCUCAUGAGUUUCUUAUUGCGAUGUUAGACGUGCUGCAUAGACACAGUAAAGAUGAUAGCAUCGAGCAGGAAGGUAACCCCAACUGCUGUAAUUGCAUCAUUGACCAAAUCUUUACAGGUGGCUUGCAGUCAGAUUUGACAUGUCAAGUUUGUCAUGGUGUCUCUACAACUAUUGACCCAUGUUGGGACAUCAGUUUGGAUUUGCCUGGCUCUUAUACCUCAGAUAGGGCUAGUAGCACAGUGAGUAGGAAUGGCCCCAAACCAGGAGUUCCCUCACUUACAGAUUGCCUACAGUGGUUUACAAGGCCAGAGGACCUGGGAAGCAGUGCCAAAAUCAAAUGCAGUCGCUGCCAAAGCUACCAGGAAUCUACCAAGCAGCUUACAAUGAAGAAAUUACCGAUCGUGGCCUGUUUUCAUCUGAAACGAUUUGAACAUUUAGGCAAACAGAGACGCAAGAUUAAUACUUUUAUCUCAUUUCCUUUGGAGCUGGACAUGACACCCUUUUUGGCUUCUACUAAAGAAAGCAUAAUGAAAGGCCAGCCAUUAACAGACUGUGUGCCCCGUGAAAAUAAGUAUUCUUUGUUUGCAGUGAUUAACCACCAUGGAACAUUGGAAAGUGGCCAUUAUACCAGCUUCAUACGUCAGCAGAAAGACCAGUGGUUUAGCUGUAAUGAUGCCAUUGUCACGAAGGCCACAAUGGAAGAGUUACUCUAUAGUGAAGGGUAUUUACUGUUCUAUCACAGGCAGGAUAUAGAGAAAGAAUGA